AUGGAUCCUGUUAGUGUUAGUUUUCGAGGAGCUGCCCCAGAUGGCUAUACCAUAUCUCAGGUGGCUUUCAAAGACAGCGUAGUAUUUGUAAAAAGGGAUCCAAUCUCGUCGGAUCACAAAGCCCAGAAUCUGUUUCCGUUAAAUUUGCAGGUGGUCCUGUUCGUGAAACAGUUACACCGAGAUCCGCUUGCCGUGUCGGCUUGUGGCUUUUUUCCCAUAGACCGUCAACUCAUCAUUUCGAUGAUAGUGUCAAUGACGACCUACUACAUGGUGAUUAUUCAACUUGGGCCAGAGCUUGGACGUCUCACUGCUAGCCUCUUCGGUCUAGAAUAAUCAAUCGUUAUCUUGCAUCUGCAUACAGUCUACGAUAAACUGUACCAAAACCAUAUUCACGUAAUUUUUAAAAAUAAUUAAAAAAUUAUACCAAUUAAAAAGAAUGGUGAUGAUAAUAGUAAUAUAUUGGAUGUAAGUUAAUGUUUGAAAUCUGGACAACAUUGGAGU
Molecule: messenger RNA, 501 nt
Organism: Homalodisca vitripennis (glassy-winged sharpshooter)
Lineage: Eukaryota; Metazoa; Arthropoda; Insecta; Hemiptera; Cicadellidae
Exons: 3
Coding region: 1-333 (110 amino acids)
Biological process (GO): sensory perception of taste
Cellular component (GO): membrane
Source: RefSeq, a predicted model, not a curated record